Molecule: messenger RNA, 1029 nt
Organism: Pollicipes pollicipes
Lineage: Eukaryota; Metazoa; Arthropoda; Thecostraca; Pollicipedomorpha; Pollicipedidae
Product: NADPH azoreductase-like
Exons: 4
Coding region: 1-603 (200 amino acids)
Cellular component (GO): cytosol
Molecular function (GO): FMN binding; oxidoreductase activity
Source: RefSeq, a predicted model, not a curated record
AUGGUCAGGGAGGUCGUCAUGUCACGUCUGGUGCUGUUUCUGGGAUCGACUCGAGAGGGCAGGAACGGUGAACGCGUUGCCACACAUCUCAUCAAGCUCCUCAAGGAGAAGAACCACAAUGUGACCGUUUUCGACCCGCUGAAGAUGCCGUUCGAGAUGCUGCGCCAGCCGCUGCACUUCAUGCCGGAUGCUUCGGCGGCUCCCGAGUGGCUGCGGGAUGCCAAUGAGACACUGAAGGCGGCGGACGGCUUCGUGGUGGUGACGCCCGAGUACAACUGCGCACUGCCGCCGGCGCUGGUCAACAUGCUGGACCACUUCCCGCCCGCCUCCUACCGCCACCGGCCCGUCGGCAUGGCCUGCUACUCCUUGGGCCAGUUCGGCGGGAUGCGGGCGGCGGCGGCGUUCGCCCGGGCCCACUUCAGCGAGCUAGGCAUGGUGAGCAUUCCGUGCCAGUUCACCGUGCCGACGGUGACGCAGAACUUCUCGGCCGACGGGCAGCCGCAGAAUGAGCGCAUUGAGCGCAACGCCGAGAAGCUGGUGCGCGAGCUCACCUGGUACGUGGACGCGCUCAAGGCUGCACGGAAGGACGGCGUGCCCAACUAGCCCGCAGGCGGGCAGCUCGUGCGGCGCGCGUCAGCUGUCGGUGACGUCACGCCCCGCUUCAGUGCCGCGGGUCACUGCGGCCCGUCAGGUGGUGGUAGCGCUGUGUCGUCUUUGCCGCGCGGUCGACCCUAGUGAUAGCGCUAAAUGACAUAACUGACGUCGGUGCUUCAUUUUCAUGGUGCCGCUUGUUCUCAACUUUCGCCCUACCUCACCUUUUUAAUGUGCUUUGUCCUUUGUGCGUGGUCGUUGUAAGUGCCUGAGCUUGGUCAGCCCUGCACCGAGUAGCGGGUAAAGCGUUGCCGGGCCGUGAUUGCGAUAGCUGGAAUGCAAUAACGCACCUUUUUUCGAAAGGGUACGUGCUGGCCCGUCAAUGGUAUUGAGCCUCGUGCGUACAGGUGUGGUAUCGAUGUAUUGGUCGGCAUAUCA